Molecule: messenger RNA, 1070 nt
Organism: Hymenoscyphus albidus
Lineage: Eukaryota; Fungi; Ascomycota; Leotiomycetes; Helotiales; Helotiaceae
Source: the annotation of a GenBank genome assembly
AUGUCUUGGCAUGUGUCGAAAGUUGUCGUUUACACGUUCACGAAAAAUGGCAUCACGACCCCUCGACUCCACGGUGUCAUUAUUUCUCGCAGUUCUCCAGGCGAACCUUCUGGCGUAGAAUCGGUACAACGUGGAGAAGAUACUGGAGGCGAACCUUCUGGUGUAGAAUCGGUAGAACCAGAAGAUUCUGAUGUAGAAUCGGAGGAUUCUUUUGAAGACGGGGUACCGAUAAUUUCUCUGAAUAAUAAAAAUAAGAGACCAUGAGACUCCGACGAGGAAAAAUCUCCAAUUAAACUUAACCAGGAAACAUCUAAUUUAUUUGUUCCUUAUCCGCCUAAUAAACAAAGAAAAACUAAAUAAGGUUAGUAGAUAAUAAAUACAGGUAUUAAGUAUGUUUUUUUUUGUUCACUUGUAAUAACUUAAAACCCGUUUUUUUUAUAAGGUUUUGCGUAUGCCUCCUCCUCCUCUACUGGGUGUGUCAUGCCAUGCUUCUUUGCUGUACUUCUUUGCUUCUGUGCAAGGCAAAAGAAGUAUGCAAAGCAAAGAAGUAGGGGAUGCUCCAGAUGUCAAGAUAUUAAGCGAGUUUUUCUGUCUCCAAAAAAUCCACAUUCCUCUGACAGCGCCAAAAGGUUAAGCGAGAAACCAAGAAUGCAACCAUGAAAAUCCCUCAACCCCACAUCAAUGGGGCAUCCAAACCUUGCGUCGUGACUAUCCUUUACCAUCUCUCUUUCCUCACAAUGGAAGAUCCGGUCCCAAAGCCCAAAGUAAUAAUAAUAGGCGUCGGUUUCGCCGUACGUCCCCCCACUCGCCUUCCCCCCCUCCAUCCCACAACAAGCACCCAACUAAACCCCAACCCAGGGCCUAACCCUCUCCCUCCUCCUCGCCAAAAACCACAUCCCCUCCCUCAUCUACGAAGCCCGCCCGCAGACCCACACCUAAGGCGGCACCAUCGCACUCGCGCCCAACGCGCUGCGCGUUCUCAACCACUGUGGGGUCUACGAACAAAUCCGCGCGCUCGGCUACGCCUAUGAGAAAAUAGCAUUCUGCACGGGGUCUGGGAAGAAGCUGGG